UUUCAAAUCGAUAUUUCUACCCACCUAGUGCUACACAUUUUUCCAGGCAAGUUUAGUGUUUCAUUAAAUAAUCAGAAUUCAAAGAUAAUUACUGCCAUAUACCAGUAGGGCGGUCCGCAUUCACACUAGUACACCGUGCUUGACUGGUUCAAAAUUUAAACCAUUCAUCGCAGUAGAUUUAUACUGCACCAUGUCUACUUUUUGAAAAUUUGGAACCAUUAUUAUUUUUCGGCUCAAUGCGUUCGGGAGUAUUUUAUUUAUAUCUAGUGGUUUUGAUAACCGCAGCAAAAAGUUACAAUGGCGAUGAUAUAGCAAAAUGGUCCCUGGGACUUCGAUUUUUAUUAAAAACUUGUCCUCCUGUUCCUUGGAAGGAUCCAGCGCGAAAUUAUAUUUUUGAAAAUCUUCGAAGCUGCUUACAAAGAAGAGCUUUAGUCGCUGUCGAUGCUUUUCUCGAUGAAGAUGUUAUUCCAAUUUAUGGUGGACUUGAGCUCAUACGGUUCGAAAAUAAAAGUUCCACAGAAAAUGAUCUUAGCAGUAAUCAAAUUGAUACUGGACGGAAGAUUGAUGAUUCCAGUCUAUGGGAAAUGCUCCAAUAUCGCUUAUCUCGAAUUCUCCGUACUCACGUUUUGAAAUUUAAUGUAGAAAAUUCAAUGAACCUGCCUGAAGUAAGAAGCAAUUCAAAAUCUUAUGUAGUUGAAGGUCGAAGACGUCAUCACAGAAGACGUCAAGGCAUGAUGAUGAUGAUGAUGAUGGGUCUCCUUCUAAUGGGAUCAGUUUUGGUCCCCAUGGGUUUUCAGUUUCUCGCCGUGUUGGGAGGAAAAGCCCUUAUUCUCGCAAAAAUGGCCCUAAUGCUGUCCAGUAUACAAGGGUUGAAAAAAGUAGCAACGAGCGGGGUAAAUUAUGGACUGUAUCACGCCCCCGUGCCGGAAACGUGGCACGAAAGGAGCCACAUAGAAUCUGCUCCUCCGGUCUACGAAAUUCCUUAUCAGCAUUAUCCCCCCAUUGCACGACGAUCUUAAAGAAAACAUUUUCUCAGAAUCGCCAGGAAAUUUGAAAUAAAAUUUCGAGAGAAAGUGACUGAUUUUUAACAACAUUCCUAACUCCUAAAUAUUAUUUUAGGAAAUUCACUAACGCUGAAUAGUAUCGGACUAACAGGGUGACCUACUAAAAAUUCGCCUUGAUUUUUAAAGGUGAUAGCGUCGUUUCGCAUAUAGAUGAAAAUAUUCUUCAAAAACUGCUGGAAAGCUCUUGACGGGAGCUAGGAAAACAAAUUAUUAAUUCAUGAACUUGUGAAGAUUUAAAAAUCUUUAAUGGCUCAAGUUGAACGUAAAAUCCUAAAAAUCAAAUGGAUGAAUUCAUUUUCCUAGCUCGUACCAAGAGUUGAAGCACAAAACUCCUUAAGAAUUGGAACUUUAUUCUAAGCUUCAAUAUGUGAUAAUAUAAUGCACAUAAGAUCAAAUAACUUCAAUUAAGGCUCUUUUAACGCAUAAUUAAAUAUCUUUCACAACAGUUUGAAAACAUUUUUUUAUCCAAAUUUUUAAUGACGUUUUCGCCUGUCAAAGUCUAGGCUAAUUUUUACCAGGUCACCCGGUUGGUGGUCGAAUACCAUCAGUUCGUAGUGCAGACUUGUAAAAAGGACUAUUAUAUAUUAUUAAUUAUUACCUUUACCAAAGACAUUCCUCGAAAUUAGUGGAAGUGAAGAGAUACGCAUUUCUAGAUUGAAUUAUUUAUUAACUUACUAUUUUCCUAUACUUGUAUAAUUUUCUAAUAGUGUAAUCUAUACAAAAUGUAACGUAAUAUGAUUUAUGUACCACAAUUGUGCCUAGAAUUAAAAUUUUCAGUCGGAGAUUUAUUAAGACUAUUUUUUUAAAGUGGAUUUUUAUCGCUGUCCCAUAUUUUUCUAAGUGCGUAUACAAUGUUCGUCGUAACAAGCAAUGUAAAGAGAACAAAGAAUGUGUUUCUCAAUCAUUUAUUGUAUUUUCAUCACGUGAUUUUAUCUCGCAAAUGACGCUGAAGUAACCAUCGUAUGGAAAAUUUCCAGCGUGUACGCAAAAGUAAAUUUUAAAAAGCGACGCUUCAUUCAAGUCGAGUUUCCCUUAUUUAUUUAUCCCAAGGUUAACAGCUAAUCUCGUUACUAAACUGACGUCCAAGAAAAAAUUCCACUUUAUUCGAGGAUUUUAUGAUUGUUAUUUUUUUUCAGUGAUUGUGAAAUUAUUUUAAUUUUUGAAAUUUUGAUACUGUAUAAUGCGUUUCAGUUUUUGAAAAUAAAGAAUAG
Belonocnema kinseyi is the source of this 2275-nucleotide messenger RNA. RefSeq lists its product as uncharacterized. Bases 237 to 1019 code for a protein of 260 amino acids. NCBI's taxonomy places the organism in Eukaryota, Metazoa, Arthropoda, Insecta, Hymenoptera, Cynipidae. The record is from RefSeq and is a predicted model, not a curated record. The transcript has 4 exons.